AUGUCCACCAAAACUUAUAAGGAAAGAGCAGUUGCGCACGCAUCUCCUGUUGCUGCUAAGUUGUUGACGUUGAUGCAUGAGAAAAGCACCAAUCUGUGUGCUUCUGUGGAUGUGCGUACUACCAAAAAGCUUUUAGAGCUGGCAGAUACGUUAGGCCCCCACAUAUGUCUACUGAAGACUCACGUUGACAUUUUGACAGAUUUUGACAUGGAGAAAACUAUCAAACCACUGAAGGAGCUAGCUGCGAAGCAUAAGUUCAUGAUUUUUGAAGAUAGAAAGUUUGCAGACAUUGGAAACACCGUGAAGUUGCAAUACUCUUCAGGGGUGUACAGAAUUAGUGAAUGGUCAGAUAUAACCAAUGCCCAUGGUAUAACUGGCCCAAGUGUCAUCGCGGGGUUAAAACAAGCUGCAGAAACUGCUACAACGGAGCCAAGAGGUUUGCUGAUGUUAGCUGAGUUGUCCUCGGCUGGGUCGUUGGCCCAUGGAGACUACACUAAAGGGGUUGUUGAAAUGGCCAAGACCGACAAAGAUUUUGUUAUGGGGUUUAUUGCGCAAGGAGAUAUGGGGGGUAGAGACCAAGGUUUCGAUUGGAUAAUAAUGACACCUGGUGUUAACCUAGAUGAAAAGGGCGAUUCUUUGGGUCAACAAUACAGAUCCGUAGAGGAUGUGGUUGCUGGCGGCAGCGAUGUCAUCAUUGUGGGGAGAGGUUUGUUCUCGAAUGGAAGAGAUCCAGCUGUCGAAGGUGCGCGUUAUAGAAAAGCCUGCUGGGAUGCAUACUUGAAAAGGAUUCGCAAGUAG
This is a messenger RNA of Eremothecium cymbalariae DBVPG#7215, 798 nucleotides long. RefSeq names its product orotidine-5'-phosphate decarboxylase (gene URA3). Gene Ontology annotation, molecular function: orotidine-5'-phosphate decarboxylase activity. Bases 1 to 798 code for a protein of 265 amino acids. Gene Ontology annotation, cellular component: cytosol. NCBI's taxonomy places the organism in Eukaryota, Fungi, Ascomycota, Saccharomycetes, Saccharomycetales, Saccharomycetaceae. The record is from RefSeq and is a predicted model, not a curated record. The transcript has a single exon. Gene Ontology annotation, biological process: 'de novo' pyrimidine nucleobase biosynthetic process; 'de novo' UMP biosynthetic process.